Messenger RNA from Hydra vulgaris (swiftwater hydra), 1111 nucleotides. RefSeq names its product ATP synthase subunit C lysine N-methyltransferase. Gene Ontology annotation, biological process: regulation of mitochondrial ATP synthesis coupled proton transport; positive regulation of proton-transporting ATP synthase activity, rotational mechanism; peptidyl-lysine trimethylation. Gene Ontology annotation, molecular function: protein-lysine N-methyltransferase activity. The record is from RefSeq and is a predicted model, not a curated record. Gene Ontology annotation, cellular component: mitochondrion. NCBI's taxonomy places the organism in Eukaryota, Metazoa, Cnidaria, Hydrozoa, Anthoathecata, Hydridae.
CCAUAUUUAGCCGAGGCAGGGGCCAGAAGCCCGGUUUAGGUUUUUUCAUAUGUUUAUUUAUGCAUAUAACUACGUAACUUAUGCUUCAAGUUUUGUUCUUAUAAGCAUUUUAUGUUUCUAUAAAUGGAUUUUAUAAAAAUACAGACAAUGAAAGUUGUCAAGCUAUCUUUUUGAUUCUAGUUUUUUCAUUUUAAUUAUUAAAAACAAAAACUUUUAGUGAAAAAUAUUUUUUUAUUUUCAAUACUUUGAAAAAACAUGUGUUUUGUAGAUUAAAUGAGUGAUUUAGCAGAAAUUCCUAAUAAAAAUGAAGAUACGAAGGCAAACGUUGCUUUAUUAGGAUUAACUAUAACUGGUGGGUUAGCUCUUGGGCUUACGGUGGUUUCAGCAUCAUUUGUUAGUCCUGCUUUUCGUCGAAUAUGUCUACCAUACGUUCCGGCAACUAACAAACAGAUUGAAAAUGUUUUAAAACUUUGCAAAAACAAUGGAUCAAGUAAACUUGUAGAUCUCGGAAGUGGAGAUGGGCGGAUAGUAUUUUCAGCUGCAAAACAUGGAUAUUUAGCGACAGGUUAUGAGUUAAAUUUUUGGUUAGUUUUAUAUUCCAAAAUUUAUAGUAAACUAUUUGGUUUUCAAAAAACAGCCAUAUUUAAACGUCAAGAUUUGUGGAAAGCAGAUUUAAAAUGUUUUGAUAAUAUAGUAAUAUUUGGAGUCCCAGAUAUGAUGAAUAAAUUAAGUUUAAAACUGGAGGUAGAGAUGAACUCAAACUCACGUGUUAUAGCUUGUCGUUUUCCUUUUCAAAAAUGGGUGCCUGUUGAUGAGAUAGCAGAUGGUAUUGACAGUACCUGGCUAUACACAAAAGAAAGUUUUAAAAAAGAAUCUGUGCAACAGAAGUAAUAUUAAUGCAUCUGAAUAUAUGCAAACAUCCGUUUACUACAAAUAUCAUUAUUUGGUCUUAAAGCGUGUCUGUCUCACCCUUUUUUCUAAAAAUUUUUUUAUUUUUUUAGUUGAACAAUAAUAAAAAGCUUACUAAUGACAAUCAGUAUGUCCCAAAUAGAAAUAAAUUAAAGUUUAGUAAUAAUUUAUUAAUAGUUAUCUAUUAAAAUGAAACUUUAAA